Marmota monax (woodchuck) is the source of this 1259-nucleotide messenger RNA. It is a transcript of the gene Zc2hc1b, whose product is annotated as zinc finger C2HC-type containing 1B. The transcript is spliced from 7 exons. The coding region runs from base 579 to 1259 and encodes 226 amino acids. The record is from RefSeq and is a predicted model, not a curated record. Lineage: Eukaryota; Metazoa; Chordata; Mammalia; Rodentia; Sciuridae.
GUUAAACUCAAUUUUGAAAUGCUGAGUUUAUUCUGCUCAGUGGUGAGAAUAGUUUUCAUGAGAACAUUCCUCUAGUAGGAAGCUGUUUUCCCUUGCUGUAUACAAAAAGAACAUUUCAGAAGGAUGGGAAACUUAAUAUUAAAGUUGUUAGCAGUUAGAUUUCCUGUUAUGUGACUGCAUGACUAUCUUAUGGGAUUUAGGAACAGUGAAGUCAGGAAACAGAGAAACUGAAGAAGUAAUCAAGAAAACUUCUUUGGCUUUAAAGAAUCCCUAGCUGAAAAUCAGAUAUUUAUUCACUUCAGUUUAAACUAGAAAGUUUAAUCUUUUCAUCCAUAUUUAAUGUUCAGACCCACUUAUGCUUAAUUAAAAUACAGAUUGAAAACUUUCCCUCCUUUCAGUGAGUUGUUUUGUGUAACAUCAACUGUUCCAAAGUUUAAGCAGUGACACCAUCACAAUUGUUAAUUAUUUGGUAAACUGUGACUUCUUGCAACUGACAAGUGGCCCUUGUUCAUGUGUCCCUGCCUAAUGUGGUGUUAUAUGGACUGGACUCUGAAAAUCUGUGGACACUAUUCAUCUGAAUGAGGAACAGCAUGGCUGGGACUGAGCCAUUUUUGGCAGAUGGCAAUCAGGAGUUAUUUCCCUGUGAAGUCUGUGGAAGACGCUUUGCAGCAGAUGUUCUGGAAAGACAUGGACCAAUAUGUAGAAAACUCUUCAACAAAAAGCGUAAACCUUUCAACUCCUUGAAGCAAAGAUUACAGGGCACUGACAUUCUUACAGUGAGGAAGACUACUCACUCCCAGCAUCAACCUGUAAGGAAAUCUAACUGGAGACAGCAGCAUGAAGACUUCAUUAAUGCAAUUCGAUCAGCAAAGCAGUGCACACUUGCCAUUAAAGAAGGCCGGCCUCUCCCACCUCCACCCCCUCCAUCCAUCAAUCCAGAUUAUAUUCAGUGCCCAUAUUGUAUGAGGAGGUUUAAUGAAACUGCAGCCACGCGACAUAUAAAUUUCUGCAAGGAUCAGUCUUCUCGAAAAGUCUUUGAUCCAGCUCAGACAGCAGCCAAAUUGGCAUCCAGAGCUCAGGGCAGGGCUCAGGUGAGUCCCAAAAAAGAACCAACUGUUACCAGUGCUGUGGGAGCUUUGCUGCAGAACAGGGCCCUGGAUACCACAAAUGGAGUCCCAACCAGGUCAGGAUUAGCUACGGACCCUACUUCUGGAGCAAAACUCAGACAAGGAUUUAGUAAAUCUUCUAAGAAAGAUUAA